CUUUGCACAACGAAGAAGAGAAUCAUGGUCUUUCUCCCCAGCGCUUCCGUGCUUAGCGCGGUUCUCCUCGCAGCCAGCCCACUUGUUGCAGGCAACCCUAUCAUCCAUUCCCGCAAAGAGGAAAACAACCUCCCGAUCGAUAAGAUUCUAGACCCGGGCAUGAACAAGGGCAAAUGCAACGAUUUGUCUUGGGACGAAAAUAGAAAAAAGAUAUGGGACAGUGGCAACGGAAAAGAAUUUCUUGAUGCCUGGAUCGACAAAAAUGACAAGGGCCAUGGUGCUACAAAUGGCUGGCCACAGAGCCUGUAUAGCAGUAUUUUUCCAUCAGCUGAUCAGAGUGGAAUGAGUUGCAUCUCAUAUGGUGCUGAUUGCGAUAUCGAAGGCGACUGCAAGGCCUUUCAAGACAAGGGCAAUGCUGGCGCCUUCUACAUCCUCAAAUCGGUCAAGAAUUUUCAUCUGUAUCUUGCCGAAUAUGAAAAAAGGACAGAUUGGCUCAGGGGGAAACUCUUGACUGAUGUUGACACCAUCGCACAUGACUUUGCUGUGCCAGCUCCAAAGGCAGGCUCUCUCUUGAUCAGCACGGCGAUGGCUGGGUCUCUCGGUAUUGCCGCGACUGGUCUCGGAGCUAUUGGGCCUCAGGCUCCAGCUAUGGCGAUUGCUGGUAGCAUGGUCAGCAUUUUCGGACCCAAAAUCGAGGCAAUGAACCCGCCCCCAGAAGACAGGAAUGGCGACACCACCAGAAUGCUACAGUCUUGGAUUAACUCAACGGUUGAUGCCAUGGCUGACGAGGUCAAGACCGUCCGUCGAGCUGUUUUCGGCGGUCCCGGAGGUAACCAAUACACCGAGAUCAACGAUAUCUACAAGGUCAAAGAUUACAAAUCAAAACAUCCCAUCACAGCCGUGUUUGGUGACGGUCGCUGGUUGAACGAGAACCCCACCGCAGGCCUCGAAGACUUCUUCAACAAAGCAUACUCCUCCGCUCGCCAGAUCCUCGCAUUCAACGCUCUCAAGUCUAGCUACGACACCCACGUCAUCAUCAAUGAACGCGACAACGACGAGAAGAAAUGCAACGAAAUGAAGAACAACGUUUGGGACAAGGACGCUAAGCCAUACCCCUACUGCUACGGCAUGAUGUGGUUGGACGGCAAGGGCCAACUCAAAGGCGGCAUCAACGAAAGGGCCGAGCCUCUCUGGGACAUCUACGGUCUUGAUAAACUCAAGACCUACCGCAACAUCUUCGAUUGCUGGCACAAGAACUCUGGAGAGCCGGGAAAGUUGGAUACGAACAACAAGGAUGACACCACUGGGCUGCAGAGAUGCACCUUCAGUAUGGAUUUGAAGAAGGGAAGCUGGGUUGAUGACAACAAUGACUGCUAUGGUGGCGCGACUAUCGCACUGGAUACAGGCUUCUUGAACUUUCCGGUCGCUUCGGACGACUACCAGAAGAAGCGCACCAACUGGCCUCACGAGGGGAGGUCGCAGUCUCUCUUCUGUAACAAAUAAGU
This is a messenger RNA of Periconia digitata, 1505 nucleotides long. Lineage: Eukaryota; Fungi; Ascomycota; Dothideomycetes; Pleosporales; Periconiaceae. The record is from the annotation of a GenBank genome assembly.